This is a messenger RNA of Teleopsis dalmanni, 1511 nucleotides long. RefSeq names its product solute carrier family 2, facilitated glucose transporter member 1-like. The record is from RefSeq and is a predicted model, not a curated record. The transcript has 7 exons. Lineage: Eukaryota; Metazoa; Arthropoda; Insecta; Diptera; Diopsidae. Gene Ontology annotation, biological process: monosaccharide transmembrane transport. Gene Ontology annotation, molecular function: hexose transmembrane transporter activity. Bases 1 to 1479 code for a protein of 492 amino acids. Gene Ontology annotation, cellular component: membrane.
AUGAACAUAGCAAACUUGUAUACUUUAUUUAAGGUUAUAAGCGGAGAAGGAUGGACACCUUUACUUUUUAUAGUCAGCCUUGCAACAACAAUUGGAACAGCUGUGCCGGUUGGUUACUGCUUAGGAUCACUUAAUACACCAGCUGCGUUUAUCAAAGAUUGGGUGCUGGAAUUAUAUAUACAACGUCAUGAUUUUGAAUUCAGUGAAAAUGGUCUUGAGUUAGUGUUUGCCAGUAUUGUUUCAAUAUUCUUGAUUGGCGGUAUAUUUGGAUCUUUUUUUGGAGCAUAUUGCUGUGAUAAAUUUGGAAGGAAAGGUUGCUUGAAUUUAAGCGCCGCGUUAUUGGUAGUAUCUGGGGUGUUUGUAACUUUUUGCCGAGAAGGAAAAUCAUUAGAAAUGAUUUUCAUCUCACGAUUUUUAGCUGGUAUAGCAUCUGCACUUAUUUACACAGCACAUCCAAUGUAUUUACUGGAAAUAGCACCUCCUAAACUACGUGGAAGUGUGGCGGUAUUUACUGCUUUUGGAGUAACUGCUGGUAUAUGUGUUGGACAGAUAUUCAGUUUUAAUAUUGUAUUCGGUACGGAAGAGUACUGGCAAUAUGCACUUGGUUUUUAUGCGGUUUUUGUUAUUAUAUGCUUCUUGCCAACUUAUUGGUAUCCUGAAAGUCCACGUUGGCGUUAUUUGAUAAAACAUCAAUACGAUAUUGCAGAAAAAGAAUUAGUGCGCUUACGUGGAACUGGACCAGAAGCACAGGAAUGUGUAAAAAGCGAAAUAGCCGAAAUGCAAUCGGCUAGUAAAUCUACUGAAGAGAAAUCAAGUUUUCUGAGUGUUUUGAGAAAUUCGGACUUAUUAAUGCCGUUAAUAUUGGUAUGCUCAUUUCAAAUUUGCCAACAACUUAGUGGCAUUAAUGCGAUUUUCUUCUAUUCGGUACCAAUCUUCACAAAAGCCGGAUUUUCUAGUUCGGCUGCUGAAUGGAUGAAUUUUGGUGCUGGAUUUCUAAACAUGACUGUUUCUGGACUUGGUCCGUUUUUAAUGUCAAAGUUUAAUAGACGGCCACUCAUGUUAAUAUCUUGUGUGGGAUGUUUUAUAUCACUCAUCUGUUUAGCAUUUGCUUUGAACUAUAUAGAUUUGGCCAAUUGGUUACCACCUGCUUGCAUUGUAUUUAUAACCACAUUCAUAACAUUCUUUCAACUCGGUUUAGGUCCUAUUCCAUAUUUUAUUGGAUCAGAGCUCUUCGAAGUAAAACCUAGGCCGGUGGCUAUGUCGAUGGGCAGUCUGUUCUCUUGGUUUGGUAAUUUUUUAAUUGGCAUGUGCUUUCCGAUUUUGCAAGGGGUCUGGGGUGCAUUUGUAUUUUUGCCUUGCAGUAUUGUAUGUGUAUAUUGCUUCUUGCUAACCUAUCGUUACUUACCCGAAUCCCGUGGACGUGAUGCAGCUGACAUACAAGUUUAUAUGAGAAAUGGUUUUCAUUCGAAAUUGAGUUAAAAUUAAUUAUUUAAUUUAUUUAUAUUUUUCAC